Messenger RNA from Hydra vulgaris (swiftwater hydra), 1438 nucleotides. RefSeq names its product ELMO domain-containing protein 2. NCBI's taxonomy places the organism in Eukaryota, Metazoa, Cnidaria, Hydrozoa, Anthoathecata, Hydridae. The record is from RefSeq and is a predicted model, not a curated record. Gene Ontology annotation, molecular function: GTPase activator activity.
AGCUACAAAACUAAUGGAUUAUAUAUUAUCUAUUUUACACAUUUAUUCCAAAUUUGGUCCUACAUCUCGUUCUUUGGUAAAAUCGAUAUUAAGGUUGAUAACAGGAAAAUGUGAAUUGGAACGAAUAUGUGAAAUGAAAUUUAAUGGUGAAGUAAUUUAUGGAUACAAGCAAUGCUGUGAAGUUGAAAAUAGCCUUUAUUGUUCUAAAAAUGAUGCUAUACGAAAAAUAUUGGUUUCUGAUAAAAUGAAAACAAAAACAGCAAUGGAGACAAUAAUGAGAGUGAAGCGCAUAAUUCCAGAAAAAAAUGAGACAUUUGUGAAAUCCAUGCCAUACUUGUUGUGUAAAAUAAUAAGCUAUAAUGCAUUAUUGAACGAAGUAGACUUAAUACGAAGUAUUCAAUAUGAUGAAACUAAUGAAGAACAUGAAGAUUCACUUAAAAAACUUUGGUGUUUAAUAAAAAAAGAUGAUGAACUGAUGGAGAGGCAUACUUCAAGAUGGAGCGAAAUUGGGUUUCAAGGUACAAAUCCAGCAACAGAUUUUCGGGGGAUGGGUAUUUUAGGAUUAAAGAAUAUGAUUUAUCUUCUUGAAAAUAAGGAAAAAAUUGGAAUGAAGAUUUAUGGGCAAUCAAACCAUCCGCAGUAUGGAUUUUCCUUUGCAAUUAUGGCUAUAAACUUUACAAGCACAUGUUUUGAUUUGUUACGAAGCGGAAGGUUAAAAGGAUAUAUCUAUAAUUUACAAGAAGUUGAUUAUUCUCUUGAGUCAUUUCAAUUGUUUUUUACUGAAAUAUUUGAAGAAUUUUCUGAUUACUGGGUGAUGAGACAGCCUCCAAAUAUUAUGUCCUUUAGUGAAAUUAAAAAAGAUUAUAUGAUAGAGGUUGAGAGGAGACUAAAUACAGGGAAAUGGUAGAUAAAAAUAAAAAUCUUUUUUUUUUUUUUUUUUUUUUUUUUUUUUUUUGUAAGGGUUGAAAAAAACCUAUUAUUUAAUAUACAUACAUCCAAAGAAGGAGAGUUUAUUUGAAAGUAAAAGCAUGGAAUGAUCCAUAAAAAAAGAAGUAUUUACAACUUCUUGUAUUUUUUUUUUUUUUUUUUUUCCUUAUUUACUCUAAUAUGUUUUAUAUUAGCAUCAACAAAACGGUUUAUAUCUAGAGCACUUAUGUUUUGAAAUAAAAUGAAUGCAGUGGCAAUAUUUAAAUAGAUGGCGAGUUUUUACUUAGAUAAGUCAGAUAAGACCAGAGUGCAAAUUUUAAAUAAUCUGUGUGACCAGCCUGCUGGUACUAUAAGGAAAAGCAAAUUUUAUAUAGCUCAAGUUUUAUGGUUAGUUUUUUAGUUUUUUUUUUAAAUAAAUAAUAAAUAGUGUUAUAUGAAGUUAUUUUGAUAAACCUUGUCAGAGAUUUUAUUUUUCAUAAUAUCUUAAUCUAAAUAAAAAAUAGUUGAAGGA